AACGUUUAUUUUGUUAUUCGUUCUGGCUACCAGUCUCCAUAAUUUAGGCAAGAUUUAAUCUUCACAAUCAUAAAAAGAAGAAUCAUUAUUUGACAAAGAUAACCUAAAAAUGGAAAAGAUAUGAAUGCAUUUUAAUUUUAAUGUUGAAUUUCCAAUUAUUUUUAAAACCCGAGUAUAGGUAGUAGGUAAUUUGUAAAUACGGUUUAGGUAAUGCUUCUUAGGACCCAAACAAUUUUACGUAGAUUUUUAUCAUUAGCAGAAUCCGCCCCAAAAGGAAACGUUCAAUUGCCAAACAUUUUACCAAGAAUGUGCGAUACAAAAUCUUUUAAACGAAAAUACGAUGGCAGAUCAAAGAAAAGACAGUGGGAAGAAAGGCGUUCAGAUAAAGGAGAAGGAAUUCGCGGAGUAGUCGAUGAUCCGAAAAAGACUAAAAUCGAAGAAACUUCAGAAUCAAUCGCAGACAAAGAUAAAAUAAAACGUAGGAAAUUUUGCUUUUUAUUAGGUUAUUCUGGUAAUGAUUAUUUUGGAAUGCAAAGAAAUCCAAAUACCAAAACCAUCGAGGAAGAUUUUUUAAACGCCCUUUAUAAGGUUAAUCUUAUAGAUGAAAGUGGAUAUAACCAAGUACAGAAUAUGCAGUUUCAAAGAGCUUGUCGAACAGAUAAAGGUGUAUCAGCUGCCCGUCAAAUUGUCUCAUUAAAGCUCAAAGAAAACAUCGAUUUGGAACAAAUCAACGCCGAAUUACCUGAAGUGAUCAGAGUUUUUGGUUACAAACGAGUAACGAAAGGUUUCAAUUCAAAAACACAAUGCGAUGCCAGAACCUACAUAUAUCUAAUACCUACUGUGGCAUUUGCACCCCACGAUAAAGAAGUAACGCAGAAUGAUUUCCGAUUAGAUAAUGAAACUUUUGAAAAAGUGAAUAAACUUCUUCAGAACUAUCUGGGGACGAAGAAUUUCCAUAAUUAUACAUCAAAAAAGAAACAUAAUGAUCCUAGUGCCAACAGGUACAUGAAAUCUUUUGUUAUGGAGACACCUUUUGUCAAAAAUGGAGUUGAGUUUGCCAUUUUGAAAGUUCACGGACAGAGUUUUAUGUUGCAUCAAAUAAGAAAAAUGGUCGGAGGCUUGUUGGCAGUAGUGAGAGGUUUGACUACAGAGGAUGUUAUACAAAAUUCGUUUAAACCAGAGAAAAUUACUAUACCAAGAGCUCCAGGUUUAGGACUAAUGUUGGAAUAUGUGCAUUAUGAUAGAUACAACUUUAGAUACGGAAGCGAUGGGGUCCACGAGAAACUAACCUGGGACGAAUAUGAAGAUCAAAUACAAGCUUUCAAAGAAAAAUACAUCUUUCCAACUAUAAUAGACAAAGAAAUUCAGGAAGAAGCAAUGAUUUAUUGGCUGAAGAACAAACUAGCCAGACAUGCGUACGAUUUGGACGAAGAAAAUGAAAGUGAUCUCGAAUCUGGUGGGGAAGAUGAUGAUGACGAUGACGAGAAAGUUCGGUGUGAAAAGAACAAUGAUGAUGAAGAAUGUAAAAGUAAUGAAAAUAAAGUUGAAAAUGUUAAAAUUUAAUUUUUUAUCAUUUUCCUCGAUAUCAAUACAAAAAAAAGUGGUAUAUCUGUACAUAUAUUCCUAAUAAAUAUUACAGAUCAAAAAGUAUGAAUUAAAAUAUAUUGGAACAAUAUUAUAAUAGAAGUAACCUGAAGAAAAUACCGCAAAAUAGGAUAAAAACAAAAUUAAAAUAUUAAAAACUGCCAAUUGUUAACUUAUAAAGAUGGUGGACAUUAUAGACACAACAGAAGAAUUAAAAAAUAAUCCAAGUACCAUGCAAAUAUUCAAAUUAAAUAUGUACCACCAAAAUAUAUGUCCAAUGCAGAAAACAAAUAAAGAAAAAAUAAAAAUUGAUCAACAAAAAUAGGAUACACAAAUUAUAUUUAAGAUUAAGUAGAUACUAGAUGUCAUCAUGGA
Molecule: messenger RNA, 1959 nt
Organism: Psylliodes chrysocephalus
Lineage: Eukaryota; Metazoa; Arthropoda; Insecta; Coleoptera; Chrysomelidae
Source: the annotation of a GenBank genome assembly